CAUUCGGACAACCCUCAUACAGCUACUGUACGUGCGGUAGUGAAAAUGUCGCGAUUCGUGUUAGCUAUUGGCCUGAGCCUCCUUGUAGGACUCAUCGGGGCCGAACGUGUUCGCUAUGACAACUACAACGUCUACAAAGUCAUCCCCCAAACUCCUGAACAACUCGACCUCUUUGCACGUUUGGAAGUUUCCAGUGAUAGUUUGAAGUUCUUCGAUCCAAUUGUUGCUGUCGAUAAGGAAAUCCAUGUCCUUGUGGCUCCACACAAAGAACCAGAAUUUUUGGAUAUCCUCAAGGACAACGCUGUUCAAUAUGAACUCGCCGUGAAGAACUUCCAACGUAUCUUGGAUGAGGAGCAAUUGGAAAUGAACAAAGCUCGUGCCCGUGGCAUCUACGAUUGGACCAGCUACCAUACCUUGGAUGAAAACUAUGAAUGGCUUCGCUCCUUGGCUCAACAGUACCCAGACAAGGUUGAACUGAUCAAGGCUGGAAGCAGUUAUGAAGGUCGUGAUUUGCUUGGAAUUAAGAUUUCAUUCAAGUCUGGAAACAAGGGCGUCUUCAUUGAAGGAGGUAUCCACGCUCGUGAGUGGAUUUCCCCAGCUACCGUCACCUACAUUACUAACCAACUCUUGACUAGUUCUGAUGCUGAAGUUCGUGCCUUGGCUGAGAGAUACGAUUGGUAUAUUGUUCCACAUGUCAACCCAGACGGCUACGUCUAUACUCAUAACAAGGAACGUUUGUGGAGGAAGACCCGUUCAAAGGGAUCAUCUUGCUAUGGUGCUGACGCCAACAGGAACUGGGGCUUCCACUGGAAGGAAGUUGGAGCCAGUUCAUCUGAAUGCUCAGAAACUUAUGCUGGUAAAUCUGCUUUCUCCGAAGUUGAAACCCAAUCUCUCUCUAAAUACAUCUCCAGCUUGAAGGGAAAGAUCUCCGUUUACUUGGCCUUCCACUCAUUCUCUCAAUUGAUGCUGUUCCCUUACGGCCAUACCUCUGCCAAGGCUCCAAACCACAACGACCUUAAUAGUAUCGCUGAUGCUGCUGCUACCGCUUUGGCUAAGCGCUAUGGAACCAAGUAUAAGUACGGAAACACCUAUGCGGCCAUCUAUCCAGCUGCUGGCUCUAGUGUUGAUUGGGCAUACGGUGAAGUUGGUAUCAAAGUCGCCUACACUUAUGAAUUGAGACCAUCUUCCUCCAGCUCAAAUGGUUUCGUCCUUGCUGCCUCUCAAAUCAUCCCAACUGGUCAAGAGACUGUUGAUUCUUUGAUUGCUCUGUUCAAGGCAGCUGAAAGCAAGGGCUAUUAAGAUGGUGAAUUGAUUACUUUAGAGUGAUGAAUAAAUGACAUUAUAAAAGUAU
Messenger RNA from Hermetia illucens (black soldier fly), 1351 nucleotides. Its product is annotated as zinc carboxypeptidase A 1-like. The record is from RefSeq and is a predicted model, not a curated record. The coding region runs from base 46 to 1299 and encodes 417 amino acids. Gene Ontology annotation, biological process: proteolysis. The transcript has a single exon. Lineage: Eukaryota; Metazoa; Arthropoda; Insecta; Diptera; Stratiomyidae. Gene Ontology annotation, molecular function: metallocarboxypeptidase activity; zinc ion binding.